CUGCCCUGCGCCGUGCUCGCCUACGGCGGCCGCUACACGCUGCGCCUCGACCCCCCGCAGCAGCUGCCGGAUCGUUCGCUCGACGUGCGGUGGCCGCGGCCCGAGCUGGCUCUGGAGCCGUCGCACAUCCAGACGUUCCCCUCGCAGCCCGUGUCGGCCGCCGUGCAGUUCGCGCGCACAGCCUGCGCACCCGCCACCGGCUUCGACUUCCCUGACCUCUGGCUGCAGCUGCUCUUCUGCGGACACACCAAGCAGAACUGCCACGUGGCCAACGUAACGCGCACACAGGUGCUGUUCCGGCGGCAGGUGAAGGGCUACCCCGAGCGCGUGCUGCUGACGCUGGCGUGCGACCUGUUCGGCAUCGCGGGCUACUACGCGCUCACACUCACCGAGGCCGCCAAGUCCGGCAUUCAGCUCCUCGUUGGCGAUCCUGCUUAUCUUAAGGCGGCGUGGAGCGACCAGUUCGUGUUCAACGUGCACGCGCGGAGCGUCUUCCCGUGCGAGGACGGCGUGUCGGUGCUGUUCCAGUACCCGGAGUGCAUCCUCGCGUCGGCGGACCGCAUCCGCGUGUUCGCGCGGCUGCGCGCGGACGUAGCGUCUGUGGCGCCGCCGUCUACGCUGGUGUACGCGGCCGAGGCGCGCGUGACGCGCGGCCAGCACGCGCUGCGCUUCCCCUGCUCCGUCUUCUCUGAGCGCUACGUGGAGUACUGCUUCGUCUACGUCAGCCAGGCCGUCACCGGCGCCGUCUCCGACCUGCGCGUCGACUGCGUGCCCACCAUGCCCGUGUCUGAGGGCGAGGCCGGCAACUGGGGAGCGUGGAGCGCAUGGUCAGCCUGCUCCGCGACGUGCGCCGGAUCGCGCAACCGCUACCGUAUCUGCGACAACCCGCCGCCCAGAUACGGCGCCAAGUUCUGCCAGGGCCGCGGCUACGAGUCGGAGUCGUGCGGCGCGGAGGACUGCGCGGACGGCGCGCUGGAGCCGGGCCCGGGCUGCCGCUGCGGCGGCUGCCAGCUGCGCGUGCGCGACGGCGCCACCGCCAGACUCGCCGCCUCCUCCACCAGCUGCCCUGGCCGCAGCCUCUGGCUGCUGCAGGCGGACGACGGCUGGGUGCUGAAGCUGACGUUCGAGCACGUGGUGCUGCCGUGCGGCUCGCACUGGCUCAAGGUGCGCGACGGCGACUCGCUGUCGGCGACGCUGCUGGCGCAGCUGAGUGGCCGCCCGCACGUGCCGCUCACCGUCAUCUCGGAGGGGCCCUUCCUGCUCAUCGAGUUCUUCUCCGACGUGCCGCUCGCCGUGCUGGGCUGCAGCGGCAGCUUCGUCGCUCGCGCCACUCCCCUCUCUUCCGGCAACGAGACGGGCGUCGCCGUGGCGGGAGCGGCGGCGUCGCAGGCGGCGGCUGCGGGAUCGGCGGGAGAGGCGGGCGCGGGGGCGGCGGGGGCG
This is a messenger RNA of Schistocerca serialis cubense, 1440 nucleotides long. Its product is annotated as thrombospondin type-1 domain-containing protein 1-like. NCBI's taxonomy places the organism in Eukaryota, Metazoa, Arthropoda, Insecta, Orthoptera, Acrididae. Gene Ontology annotation, cellular component: cell periphery. The transcript has 8 exons. The record is from RefSeq and is a predicted model, not a curated record. The annotation marks the transcript as partial.